AUGAAUACUAAAUAAAGAAGAUCUAUUAGUAGCGAAUCUAAAAAGCCUUCUAAUGAAUACACAUACAGGACUAUUUAAAUGGGUACUCCAUAAAAUGAAUAUCUUACUUCAAGAUCUACUACUGCUUCUAUUGAAAAAAAAUUACAUACAUUAGGAAAACUUAGGUAUGAAUAAAAAUUGAAGCUUAAUGCUACAAUAAAUUAUGAUGAACAAUCAAUUAGAAAUUCAAUGCUUUUUUAAAAUGAAGAUUGGGGUAAAUUUGAAUUUCCAAGUUGGUUAAAAGGAAGAACAGACUUUAUGAAACUUAAAAAAUCUAAAAAUUUUGAUUACCAUUUAUAAGUCUUCUCAAUAUGUGAAUUAGAGUAUUAAUCUGAAUAAAAUUUUAGCCCUUUUAAAAGAUCAGAAGAAUUAAAUGAAAUUGUUGCUAAUUAUUUGGUUAAGCUAGAUUUCUUUAGACUUAUGCCAUUAAGAAUGAUAAAAUAGAUCUCUAGUAGAUUAUAAGCUAAAAGCUAUGAAGAAGAUGAAAUUAUUUGUCAAAAAGGAGAUAAAGGAGAUUCUAUGUAUAUAAUUUUUGAUGGAAAAGUAAUAGUUUAAGGAUUGAAAAACGUUUAAUUGGGAUCAAAAAACUUAAUUGAUAGAGGUGCUUUAGAAUAUGAUUAUUUUAGAAAUGAUACUAUAUAGGCAGUAACUCUUACACAUUUAUUAAUUUUAAAUCGAAUAGAUUAUAUCACUAUUCUUAAUCAUAAUAUGAAAGCGGAACAUUCAAACCAUGAACAAUUUAUAAGAAAUCAUUAAUUAUUCUCUCAUUUUCCUGAUGAAAAAUUGAAUAAAUUUUGUUGCUUACUUUAAGGGAAAUUUUUAACUUCCAACGAAACUCUCUAUAAUGUUGGUGAUUUUGUUGAUUAUCUUUAUAUUGUUAAACUAGGAACUUUGGCUCGAAAAAUAGUUAUGGACUUAGAAGAUUAAAAUAGAUGGCCUAUUGUAAUAAUUUCUAUAUAAUCUAUUAUUAGAACAAGAAAAAAUGGUUAAGCUAAAUUAUUACAAGAACUAUCUCAUUUAAUAUUGAUUAUGAAAUAGGAUCAUUAGUUGGAUACUCAGAAAUUAUUGAUAAUGAUUUUGAUUUAGAAAAAAAGCGAAAAGAGGCUAUUUAUGCAAAAACUGAUUGCUUUUUGUUAUAUGUUUCUAAAUCACAAUUUUUUUAAGGUAUGUAAAUAAAUCAUUAAAAAAGUAUUUUCUUCAGCUGAUAUAUAAUAUUUUUAGAAUUACCAAAUUAAAAAUCCGUCUUUGACCUAAGAAUAAUUAAUAAAAGAUACUCGUAAGAAAUCAAUUGAGUAAAAGCAAAAGCUUUAAAUGGUAAAUUAAGCUAUUUACACUCAUCUUAGAUAAUUUUCUUUUGAUUAUGAUACACUUAAAAAAAAAGAGCAGAAGUAUGAUUAAGUUAGAAAAAAUUAAAAAAAAGCUUCAAGAGAAUUCAAAAAUCACUACACAAUUAUUCGAAGGGAAAAAUUACAGAAAAUUAUAGAACUAGAAAAGAUUUGA
Molecule: messenger RNA, 1539 nt
Organism: Paramecium sonneborni
Lineage: Eukaryota; Ciliophora; Oligohymenophorea; Peniculida; Parameciidae
Source: the annotation of a GenBank genome assembly